AGGGAUCUCAACUAGGAAGUUGUGACAAAUCGAAACCAGCGUUAGUUCCUGGACUUCGCUGGAUGAGCCUUGAAUUUCGGUGAAGCUGGUGUUAAAGGGAAAAAGUUCACAGGCAGGAAGUUACCGGCUUCCUUUGUGAAGUUUGUACCGAACGUUGCAACAGCUGUUUCACAAGAGCCAGCCUUCCCGUCACCUGCAUGGCCUGUGAUUGAAUACACUCCUUUGUCUUUUUCCCUCUCCUGCCGUUAAAAAGAGACCUGAAGCCAUCGUCAGUGCAACGCUUUCCCACAGAUAAAAAAAAAAAUGACCAGCACCGUCAACUACCUGUGGUCACAGGAGGACAUCCUGGGGCAGGGGGCAACAGCCAGUGUCUACAAAGCUCGCAACAAGAAAACUGGUGAGCUGGUGGCAGUCAAGGUGUUCAACAACAUGAGCUACGUCAGGUCCUACGAAGUGCAGAUGAGGGAGUUUGAGAUGCUCAGGAAGCUGAACCACGUCAACAUCGUGAAGCUGUUCGCGGUGGAGGAGAUGCACAUGAACAGCAAGCAGAAGGUGCUGGUGAUGGAGUACUGCUCGGGGGGCAGCCUGCUCAAUCUCCUGGAGGAGCCGGAGAAUGCCUUCGGGCUCCCGGAGACCGAGUUCCUCAUCGUGCUGCAGUGUGUCGUGUCUGGCAUGAACCACCUGCGCCAGAACAGCAUGGUCCACCGUGACAUCAAGCCCGGGAACAUCAUGCGCCUGCUGGGCGAGGACGGCCUCUCCGUCUACAAGCUCACCGACUUCGGGGCAGCGCGGGAGCUGGAGGACGACGAGAAAUUCGUCUCCAUCUACGGCACGGAGGAGUACCUGCACCCCGACAUGUACGAGCGGGCCGUUCUCAGGAAGCCUCAGCAGAAGUCGUACGGCGUCACCGUGGACCUGUGGAGCAUCGGUGUGACGUUCUACCACGCGGCGACCGGCAGCCUUCCCUUCGUGCCGUACGGAGGACCGCGCAGGAACAAGCAGAUCAUGUAUAAGAUCACCACUCAGAAGCCGCCAGGGGCGAUAGCAGGGACUCAGAGGGUGGAGGAUGGGCACAUAGAGUGGAGCUACGAGCUUCCCAUAUCCUGCCAGCUGUCCACGGGGCUGAAGGCCCAGCUGGUGCCGGUGCUGGCCAACAUCCUGGAGGCCGAUCAGGAGAAGUGCUGGGGCUUUGACCAGUUCUUCGCCGAGACCACGGGGAUCCUUGACCGAGUGCCUGUCCACGUCUUCUCCCUGCAGCAGGCCUCCAAGCACACCAUCUACAUCCACCACUACAACACGGCCUCCAUCUUCUUUGAGGAGGUGUUCAGGCAGACGCAGGUGAGUCCUGAACAGCAGCAGUUCCUGUUCCACGGGCAUCCCUUGCUCCUGGAUCCCACCAUGAAGGUGAUGAGCUUCCCGCCAACCAUACCUGACCGGCCAAUCUUCCUGAUGAGCCGCGAGCUGCAGAAAACCGUUGGAGUCCUGUACCGAGAGCCGGAAACCCCAGCUGUACCUCCACGGUUUGAUGUGGUUGCAGAUUUUUCUUUCACUAAGAGUAUUGUGGGCAUUAUUCACCAGUAUCUGAGGAUUGCACAGUCUUUGCUGAAGUGCCAAGAGCUGCUUUUGAAUGGAUUCUAUAGCUUUUUCGAGAACGUGCGACAGGAGUGUAGCACCGUAGUUAACAAGAUCAACAUCAUGAACAUGAAGCUCACUGCCUGCCUCAAGACAGAGGAGAAACUCGUCAGACUGGGCCAGUCUGCAGGGGACUACAAGACACCGGAACGUGCCGACCACUUGGAGCACAAGAAGAAACUGCACCUGAUACAGGAGCACCUCCCUUUGUAUGUGGAGAGCGUGCGGGACCUGCAGGCCCGGCUGGAGCAGAUGAAGCAGGAGUGGUCCAAGCACUCGGACGUGUGGGCGCGGGACAGAACCACACAGAAAAUUGAUGUUCUGCUUGGGAAGAUCACAUCAGUCUACCAGCAGUACAGGAAGGACAGAAUAACAGGCAAACUGUUGUAUAAUGAUGAGCAGAUCCACAAGUUUGAAAAGAUUAACCUGACGGCGCACAUUAAGAAAGUCAAAUGUCUCUUCAGAGACGACUGUGUGCAUACGUACAAGAAUGCUCUGGUGACAGUGAGCAGCUGGUCCAGCACAUUGAAUGACAUCAGGAAGAGGCUGAAGGAUCUCAGCUGCUCUUUACAUAAAGUCAUUGACAACCUGCAGAGCUGUGAGGAGCAUCAGAGCCAGGCGCUGGACAGAGCACUCCUCGGAGCGCAGCAGAACGUGCUCUGCGCGGAAGCGCCGGGCGGCCUGAAGGACCGAGACCAGAUGAUAGCCAGGAUUAAUCGGCUUAGAGAAGAAAUGGAAGUGGUUGCUCGUGAACUCCAACGUAACAACAAUAUAAUAGAGGGCUUUGGAGCCCUGAACAACAGUCCUGGGGUCUGAUUGCCUGCUCCUUCUGAAAUCAGAGCCGAUGUCCCUUGGCGUUCAUCACGCAGGAUUUCAAAAGCACAGCACUUUGUACCACAACACUUAAAAACUAUCCAAACUACUCUGCACUGUAAAUCAACAAAGGAAAGCCUUUUAAAGAUGAAUGUAUAAACCUCUGUAUUUUUUUUAUUUACGAGUAUCCAGCUACCUGUCUUGCACGCUGUAGAACCAGCCCCAGAUUGAAAACUGAGCCAGGAUUCAGUUCGUUCUGUACGUCUUCAAGGUUUGAAGGUCAUGUGUGAUGUUGGUCAGGAGCCCUGAAGUGAAUGGCCAGGGAUCUGUGACAGAAGUGAUCACAAAAUGAUAUAUGGUAUAAUGGUAUAAAACAAUCAGGCAAACGUACAAAGCUCGGUCUCUUUCAAGACAGCCAACAGAGAGGCCCCAGGUCCUGAGGAAUCGCUGCAGACUUCCUGUCCAAUAAAAACGUAUCCUCUCCAUUGUAAUUGAGGAGAUCAUAUCAUUGAGCCAGUUCUUCACGAAGGGCACAAUGACAGGUCUCCACUCUUCAAGACGUUUAUCAACUGCAACCAUCCAUGCUAAUUGUUGUGCUUUUGUUAGUCUGAAUGUUGCCUUUGAAAAACCAAAGACUGCUGAUUCAGGAUCUGGGGGAAUAUUCUUCCCAGAAUCCUAUGAGUACUGUAUUUUUACUUACAGGACCAGAAAUUAAAGAGGUCUAAUCCCCACCCUCUCUGGUAUAGAACCAUUUCUCUUUGUGUGACUCCGUGUGUAUUUUUUUAAAGAUAUGCAACCACCCUUCUGCCCUCCGCCAUUCCAGUUACCAGCCCAACACGUCCUGAUCUGUGAUCUUCCAGUUCGUUAACUGGAAUGGUCAACUCAGGAUACGCGUGCAGUUCAUGGACUGACCACUGGGGGGCAGGCUUGAUUUUUUUUUAUAGCGGGUACGUCCAGAGGCAGAAUUGUAUAACGGUGAAGGUGUAAAUUGAACGAAGGGUGUUGCUUCUUGUUUGACAGUCGUGUAAGUUAUUGCGAGAUAUUAAUUGAACAUUUAAUAAACUUCAGUAGCAAUGGAAAAGGAA
This is a messenger RNA of Lepisosteus oculatus (spotted gar), 3530 nucleotides long. It is a transcript of the gene ikbke, whose product is annotated as inhibitor of nuclear factor kappa B kinase subunit epsilon. The record is from RefSeq and is a predicted model, not a curated record. Gene Ontology annotation, molecular function: ATP binding; protein serine/threonine kinase activity. Gene Ontology annotation, biological process: peptidyl-serine phosphorylation. Gene Ontology annotation, cellular component: cytoplasm. NCBI's taxonomy places the organism in Eukaryota, Metazoa, Chordata, Actinopteri, Semionotiformes, Lepisosteidae.